Molecule: messenger RNA, 1859 nt
Organism: Mycena citricolor
Lineage: Eukaryota; Fungi; Basidiomycota; Agaricomycetes; Agaricales; Mycenaceae
Source: the annotation of a GenBank genome assembly
CAACGAUCUGGCAGGUGUGCCAUCUCACGUGACUGUGUACGCCACUGUGCUCAAGCCGAGCAAAGUUCCCAGACGUUCGCAAGCUGUUUCUACUACUACCGUUGAGACUCAGUGGGACGCGGGUGGGGCUCCGAACACCAUUGCAGGAGCGAGUGCAUCGAAGCAAAGGCGCAUUGCACCUACUGGCAUCCCGGUCCCAGCUACCGGCGAGACCUCAUGCGAGUCAUCAAAAUUCGUUUGAGUUUCUGAAGAUCUCUGCUACCCGACACCGAUCCCUGCACUCCCCCUCCAUGACCCAAAUUGCGAUGAACCCCAACGCUGCUGAGGCUUUCGAAUCCUACGUGAUCAAGGAUGGCGUCAAAGUCGUCGAACGGUUCUUCGAUCUGCCUCUGGACUACUCCCACCCGGAGGGCGAGACCAUCCGCGUGUUUGCCCGGCAUCUGAUCCCCCAGUCCAAGGCCAAGACGCCGGAGGAGGAGGACAAGCUUCCAUUUUGUGGCCCUGGCUUCGAGGUGGAAUUGCAGGGAAGCUCGGGAUUCGCGGGGGAGCUCCACGAGCGCGGAUACCAGACGCUCUGGCUCGAUCCCCGCGGGACCGGCCACAGCUCGCACAUCUCGCCAGAAACGCUACCUGCGCGGCUGGCGACCGACCAGGCCAAGGCGGACUACCUGAAGCACUUCCGGGCGGACAGCAUCGUGCGCGACUGCGAGGCGAUCCGUAAGAUCAUGCUCGGCCACAAACGCGAUCCCGAGGACAGGAAGUGGACGAUCCUGGGCCAGAGCUUCGGCGGCUUCUGCGCGAUCACGUACCUGUCGUUCUUCCCGGAAGGGCUGAAGGAGGUGUUCAUGACGGGCGGGCUGGCUUGCCUGGACGAGUGUCCGGACCGCCUGUAUGCUUCCCAGAUCCCGAUCCUGCGCAAGCGGAAUGAUAUUUACUACAACAAGUACCCGCAAGACAUCAAGCGCGUUCGGGACAUACUGUCCUAUCUGGAGAGCAACGAUGUGCGACUGCCGAAUGGCGGUCGGCUGUCUGUCAGCCGGUGGCUCCAGCUUGGCAUCCAAUUUGGCGCCACAGGCGGGAUCGACCGGAUCCACCAAAUCGUAUUCCGCGUCACCAACGACCUCGAGCUGUACGGGAGAAUGACGUUCAAGACCCUUCAGGGGCUGGAGUCGCAGUACACCUUUGACGGCAAUCCGAUAUAUGCUAUUCUGCACGAGCCUAUCUACUGCCAAGGUCGUGCUCCCAGGUGGUCAGCAGCUCGGACUAUCGCUCAGCACCCCGAGUUUUCAUGGUCGCACGUGAAGGGUCUCGCAGACACCGAGCCGAUCUACUUCUACGGCGAAAUGGUCUUUCCUGACGUGUUUGACGAUUUUGUAAACCUCCGACCACUCAAGGGUGCUGCCGAGAUACUCGCUCACGAUGAUUCCUGGGGGGAGCUUUAUGACAUCGAGCAGCUGAGGAGGAAUCGGGUCAAGGUGACUGCUGCCAGCUACAUCAACGAUCUGUAUGUCACAUUCGACAUUGCGCAAGAGACGGCGUCCAUCAUCAAGGGAACGGAGCAGUAUAUCACCAACCAACAGGUCCACGAUGGCUUGCGUAUCCAUUCGAAAGAAGUCAUUCAGCAUUUGUUCACCAUUUCCAAGAGGGAGUAUGAUUGAGCUGAGGUUACAAAUACAUAUAGAUCCAUGUUGUUUUUGGUAGUUGUCCUUGGUGGUAGCCAAGCACCUGUUUUGUGCUGUUGGACUGGUAGGACCUGGAAGCACAGGUCCCUCAGGCAAUCAGGCCAUCCCCUUGUGGUCUGAGGACAUCUGCCUCAGCAACGUGGCAUGAGAGAUUUGGUUGCUAUAACUCAUUGGGGC